Messenger RNA from Ipomoea triloba (trilobed morning glory), 2330 nucleotides. Its product is annotated as protein tesmin/TSO1-like CXC 5. NCBI's taxonomy places the organism in Eukaryota, Viridiplantae, Streptophyta, Magnoliopsida, Solanales, Convolvulaceae. The record is from RefSeq and is a predicted model, not a curated record. Bases 378 to 1913 code for a protein of 511 amino acids. The transcript is spliced from 8 exons. Gene Ontology annotation, cellular component: nucleus. Gene Ontology annotation, biological process: regulation of DNA-templated transcription.
UCCAAUCCCACCGUCCAAUGCUGAGAGUAGGAUGAAAUUGAAUUUCAAAAACAGAGAGAGCGAGAAGAAGCCUACUCGCUCUCAAUCUCUUUUUCUCCUUCAUUUUCUUCCAAAAAUCUCUUCUUUUUUAUCUUUCGGCCCGCAGAUUUGCAUAAGCCUUAGUGUGUGCGUCUUUGUGGCGGCAAAGAUCGAGUUUUGGAAUUUGUUUUUUGAAUCUGAGCUGCGCUUGAUGACGAGUUUUUUUUCUAAUGGAGUUUGGAUUUUCUAAAACGGUUUAGAAUCUGAAUGGUUUGAGUUCUGGAGGGGAAAGUUUGGUUCUCGUAGGAUAAAAUAAAGAAGAAGAAUUAGGCUUAAUUUUUUCUGGUUUUGAUUUUUGAAUGGGAACAACAAGUGAGGGAGGAGAUUUCCCUCCAAUGGAGAUGGCUUCUUCGGCUGUGGAUUUACCGGCAAAGAAGCUGGCAAGGCAGCUGGAUUUUACAGGGUUCGGCGGCGGAGGUGCAUCGCCGGCGGCCGUUUUGCCGGACCAGCCGCCGCUCACGGCGAAGCCAAGCCAGCAGAUGCUGCAGAAACCUUCUAUGCGAUUUUUGAAACCAGAAUCCCCCAGAGCAAGGUCGAGACAAAAUGCUAGUGAAGUAAAAGACGGUACUCCGAAAAAGCAAAAGCAGUGUAACUGUAAACACUCUAGAUGUUUGAAGUUGUAUUGUGAAUGCUUUGCGUCUGGCAUAUAUUGUGAUGGGUGCAACUGUGUAAAUUGUCACAAUAAUAUAGAAAAUGAAGCUGCCAAGCGAGAAGCUGUUGAAGCAAUUUUGGAGCGUAAUCCAAAUGCAUUCAGGCCUAAGAUUGCUAGCAGUCCCCUUGGAGUUCGUGAUAAGGACGAAGCUCGUGAUGGGCUAAUCCUAGGAAAACAUAACAAAGGAUGCCACUGCAAGAAGUCGGGAUGCCUUAAAAAGUACUGUGAGUGUUUCCAAGCCAACAUCCUUUGUUCUGAAAAUUGUAAAUGCUUGGAUUGCAAAAAUUUUGAAGGAGGUGAAGAGAGGCGGGCUCUCUUUCAUGGAGAUCAUGCCAAUAAUGUGGCAUAUCUGCAGCAGGCAGCAAAUGCUGCCAUAACUGGUGCCAUUGGAGCCUCCGGCUAUGGAUCUCCUCCGGUGAACAAGAAACGGAAGUGCCAGGAGCUCUAUUUUGGGUCAAUGACAAAAAACCCUGUACACGAACUCGGGCAGUUUCUGCAGCCCAACCAUAUCAAAUCUUUUGUACCGCCCUCUAAGGUAUCUUCAAUUCCUGCUGCUCAUGUUGGAAAGGCAGCGGCUCUGGGCCAUUCCAAAUUUACUUACAGGUCCCUGUUAGCAGACGUAAUCCAACCGCUCGAUAUGAAGGACCUUUGCUCGGUAUUGGUCUAUUAUUCAAGGGAAGCUGCCAAGAUACUUGCAGAUGAAACGAAAGCAAGAGAAAAGCAGGCACGGGAGUGGAAAGAAACAUCGCUUGCCUCAUCAUCUCAAGAGCAGUUCGAGAAUAAGAAAGAUUCUGUUGAGAAGCCUUUGCAUGAUGAUUGUUCUAGUUUGGACCAUGUUGAAAAACCAAGCCCGGAUGAACCUAAUUUGGAUGGUUCUGAUGUGUCAAAACGGAGGCCAAUGUCUCCUGGAACAUUAGCACUGAUGUGUGAUGAAGUUGCUGCUUCCCCUACCGAAUUAUCAAACCUUGGCUGUAAAACGGCUUCCCAGUCGCUCCACGGGCAAGGUGUGACUGAAGUUUAUGCGGAGCAAGAAAGGGUUGUUUUGACAAAGUUCCGCGAUUGUCUUAACAAACUCAUUACUUUAGGAGAAAUAAAAGGCAAAAACAAGAUGUUCUUCAAUGGCACGGGCUUCAGUGUCAGUAUACCAAAAGGAUGUGAUCUGCAAUGGCACCGCUGUAGCUGAAACACGGAAUCUACAGGUACCCCAUACCAAUGGCGUUGUUACCAAGUCUGCUAUUCAACCAUUUCAACGUCAGUAAAGAACACCACAAAUGAAAUGGGUACUAUCACGACUGCAGAUGCUGGUAAUAACCAUUUCCUGAACAUUCCUUCCUUGGGAGAGAUUGGCGAUCAAAAGCCCAAAAAUUGAAUGGCACCUUACAGAGAUAUAGUUCUGGAUUUGCUCAACACUAAUGUAUCUUGGUAAUCUUAUUCCACUGUCUAUUAGUCCCCAUUUGAUAGCACUAACCAGUUUCAUGCGAUUUGCACACUGUUAACUGAUAAUGUAUGAAAAUUUUUGUCCUUCUGUUGAAGCACUAGCCUUAGCCUUAUGUGCAUAAGAUGUAAUUUUCUAAUAAUUGUCAGAACUGUCUCAGUUUCA